Molecule: messenger RNA, 3559 nt
Organism: Anopheles darlingi
Lineage: Eukaryota; Metazoa; Arthropoda; Insecta; Diptera; Culicidae
Product: glutamate receptor ionotropic, NMDA 2B-like
Biological process (GO): modulation of chemical synaptic transmission; synaptic transmission, glutamatergic; monoatomic ion transport
Cellular component (GO): postsynaptic membrane; plasma membrane
Molecular function (GO): transmitter-gated monoatomic ion channel activity involved in regulation of postsynaptic membrane potential; NMDA glutamate receptor activity
Source: RefSeq, a predicted model, not a curated record
AUGAAUUGUCGGCACAAAGCAGCGGCAGCAGCCGGAGCGCCGUCCCGGGUGACGCUUGCCAUCCUGUUGGCGCUACUCCUGGGCCACUCGAUGCUGCCACUGGUCGAACCGAAGAGCUACAAGAGCUCCUCGGUCGGGCGCACCGGUUCCGGUAUCAGCCUCGGUGGUAAUCGGGCCGCCGAGAAGGAGGCGGCAGCGGCCGCAGCAGCAGCAGCAGCAGCGGCAGCGGCAGCCGCUGCCGCUGCUGCUGCUGGCUCCGGGAACCAGGCAUCAUCCGCCGGCGCCAACCAGGGAGCGGCAGCCAACAGUAGUGGUAGCCACGGUGGCGGCAGUUCCAGUCUCGGUCCCGGUCGCGGUCUCCAUUCAGCCACCGGUGGUGGUCGCUUCUCGGGUGGUAGUAGCGGGAGCGGCAGCGGCAGUGGCGGCGGCGGCAGUACCAGCCCAGGGGGACCAGGCCACACCGGACACCUGAGUACGCUGGGCGGGGGUGGCCGCGGUUCGUCGCCGGCCGAGCAUCAGCUUAACAUCGGGCUGCUCGUACCGCACACCAACUUCGGCCGCCGGGAGUACCUCCGGUCGAUCAACUCGGCCGUGCAGGGGCUGCAGAAGGGCCGGGGCUCCAAGCUGACCUUCCUCAAGGACCACGAGUUCCAAACGUCCAACAUCCACUUCGACAUGAUGUCGUUAACGCCCAGCCCCACAGCCAUCCUGAACACGCUAUGCAAGGAGUUCCUGCACGUGAACGUAACUGCCAUCCUUUACAUGAUGAACUACGAAUCGUACGGGCGCAGUACCGCCUCCGCCCAGUACUUCCUGCAGCUCGCCGGCUACCUCGGCAUCCCGGUGAUCUCGUGGAACGCCGACAACUCCGGGCUCGAGCGGCGCGCGUCCCAGUCCGCGCUCCAGCUACAGCUAGCGCCCAGCAUCGAACACCAGAGUGCCGCCAUGCUCAGUAUACUGGAGCGCUACAAAUGGCACCAGUUUUCGGUCGUGACGUCACAGAUCGCCGGCCACGAUGACUUCGUGCAGGCGGUCCGGGAGCAGGUCGCCGCCAUGGAUCACUUCAAGUUUACGAUACUGAACUCGAUCAUCGUGACGCGCCCGAGCGACCUGCUGGAGCUGGUCAACAGUGAGGCCCGGGUGAUGCUGCUGUACUGCACCAAGAGCGAAGCGAUCGAGAUACUGCACGCGGCCGAGGAGCUUCAGAUCACCGGCGAAAACUACGUCUGGGUGGUGACGCAGAGCGUAAUCGAGAACACACAGACCCACCCCCAGUUCCCGGUCGGUAUGCUGGGCGUCCACUUCGAUACCUCGUCCGGUGCGCUGGUGAACGAGAUCGCGACCGCCAUCCGCGUGUACGCGUACGGUGUCGAGUACUAUCUGAACGAUGCGCGCAACACGGGCCGACGGCUCGAUACGCAUCAGCUGUCGUGUGAGGAUCAGGGCCGGGGCCGGUGGGACAGUGGCGAGGUGUUCUUCAAGUACCUCCGCAACGUGUCGCUGGAGAGUGAAUCGAACAAACCGAACGUCGAGUUUACGGCCGACGGGGACCUAAAGUCAGCCGAACUGAAAAUCAUGAACCUACGGCCGAGCGUCAACAGCAAGGGUCUGGUGUGGGAGGAGAUCGGUGUGUGGAAAUCGUGGCAGCAGCAGAAGCUGGACAUCCGCGAUAUUGCGUGGCCGGGCAACUCGCACACACCGCCCCAGGGUGUACCGGAGAAGUUCCACCUGAAGAUAACGUUCCUGGAGGAGGCACCGUACAUUAAUCUGUCACCGGCCGAUCCGAUCAGUGGGAAGUGUCUGAUGGAUCGGGGCGUCCUGUGCCGGGUGGCGGCCGAUCACGAGAUGACGGACAUCGAUAUGGGGCAGGCGCAUAAGAAUGGUUCCUUUUACCAGUGCUGCAGUGGGUUCUGUAUCGAUUUGUUGGAGAAGUUCGCGGAGGAGCUUGGGUUUACGUACGAGCUGGUGAGGGUGGAGGAUGGUAAGUGGGGUACGCUCGAGAAUGGCAAGUGGAAUGGGUUGAUCCAUGAGCUGGUGAACCGGAAGACGGAUAUGGUGCUGACGUCACUGAUGAUUAAUGCGGAGCGUGAGGCGGUGGUCGAUUUCAGUGAACCGUUCAUGGAGACCGGUAUUGCGAUUGUGGUGGCGAAGCGUACCGGCAUUAUCUCACCGACCGCCUUCCUGGAACCGUUCGACACGGCCUCGUGGAUGCUGGUUGGGAUCUUUGCGAUCCAGGCGGCCACCUUUAUGAUCUUUCUGUUCGAGUGGCUAUCACCGAGCGGGUACGACAUGAAGACGGUCCUCCAGAAUGGGCAAUCGACCCCGUACCGUUUCUCGCUGUUCCGGACGUACUGGUUGGUGUGGGCCGUCCUGUUUCAGGCUGCCGUUCAUGUGGAUUCCCCGCGUGGGUUUACCUCCCGCUUUAUGACGAACGUGUGGGCAAUGUUUGCCGUCGUGUUCCUUGCCAUCUACACCGCUAACCUGGCCGCGUUCAUGAUUACGCGCGAGGAGUUCCACGAGUUUACGGGGCUCGAUGAUUCGCGCCUUUCGCAUCCGUUCUCGCACAAACCGACGAUCAAGUUCGGGACGAUCCCGUGGAGCCACACGGAUUCGACGAUCUCGAAGUACUUCAAGGAGAUGCACUACUACAUGAAGCAGUACAAUCGGUCGAGCGUGGCGGACGGUGUAACGGCCGUACUGAGCGGACAGCUCGAUGCGUUCAUCUACGAUGGCACCGUGCUGGACUAUCUGGUGCAACAGGAUGAAGACUGCCGGUUGCUGACCGUUGGCCAGUGGUACGCGAUGACCGGGUAUGGGCUGGCGUUUAGCCGCAACUCCAAGUACGUCGGUAUGUUCAACAAGCGGUUGCUCGAGUUCCGGGCGAACGGUGAUCUCGAGCGGUUGCGCCGCUUCUGGAUGACCGGGACGUGCCGGCCCGGCAAACAGGAACACAAAUCAUCGGAUCCGCUCGCCCUCGAACAGUUUCUGUCCGCGUUUCUGCUGCUGAUGGCUGGCAUACUGCUCGCUGCGUUGCUGCUCCUCCUCGAGCACCUUUACUUCAAGUACUUCCGGAAGCGGCUCGCAAAGAAGGACCGCGGUGGUUGCUGUGCCCUGAUCUCGCUCAGUAUGGGCAAAUCGCUCACGUUCCGGGGGGCGGUGUACGAGGCGACGGAGAUACUGAGGCGGCACCGGUGCCAGGAUCCGAUCUGCGAUACGCACCUGUGGAAGGUGAAGCACGAGCUCGAUAUGUCCCGGUUGCGCAACACCCAGCUCGAGAAGGCGAUGCACGCGCACGGUAUCAAACCACCGCAGCUCAAGAUGGCGUCGGCCAGCGAUAUUAUCGGGUUGACGGCCGGUACCGGUACACCGGCCCGGGUGGGGACGGGCCGGUCGGGCGGUUUUGGUGGUGGUGGUGGUGGUGGGGGUGGUGGUGGUGGCACUGGUUGGACCGAGGGCGUCCCAUCCCCAGCUGCUCGGUAACCUCAGUCUCGGCGGUAGCGCCCAGGAUCUGUACCGCUGGUCGUACAAAACCGAAAUCGCCGAAAUGGAGACGGUACUG